Molecule: messenger RNA, 1339 nt
Organism: Truncatella angustata
Lineage: Eukaryota; Fungi; Ascomycota; Sordariomycetes; Amphisphaeriales; Sporocadaceae
Product: family 4 carbohydrate esterase
Exons: 7
Coding region: 268-1212 (314 amino acids)
Biological process (GO): carbohydrate metabolic process
Molecular function (GO): hydrolase activity, acting on carbon-nitrogen (but not peptide) bonds
Source: RefSeq, a predicted model, not a curated record
AGCAUGCCACGACCGGUGUAUGCCCGACGAUCGGAAUGUCGUCCUAUUCCUCGGGUUGAGAUAAGGUUAUGUAAACAGGCGAGCAAAGUCGAAGGCGUACGGCGUCUCAGGGGCAAGUCAUAUUCGAGUGCAUCGCCUGGAAUUUGAAUGCAAUAAUAUAGGAUCAUUGCUCACUUACAGAGCUACAAUCCAAUCUCUGCAAUUACUGCUGGCCCUGGAUCAUCACGAAUUAACAUCAUUGUGUCAACCAAGAACUCACGCUUCAACAUGGGCAAGAAGAAGGUCCUCGUGUGCUAUGGCGUUGACAUCGAUGCUGUGGCUGGUUGGCUAGGUUCAUAUGGAGGUGAAGACAGCACGAGCGACAUCAGUCGAGGUCUAUGGGCUGGCACUAUUGGAACGCGCCGCCUCUUGAAGCUCUUUGAGAAGUAUAACAUUAAAGCGUCCUGGUUCAUCCCAGGGCAUUCUUUAGAGACCUUCCCUGAAGAAUGCGCUAUGGUGCGAGAUGCGGGACACGAGAUCGGACUGCAUGGUUACUCGCACGAAAAUCCUAAGGAUAUGACAAUCGAACAGCAGAGCGAUGUGCUGGACAAAACGUUCAGAAUGCUGACUGAAUUUUGCGGAAAGCCACCACGGGGCAGUGUGGCGCCAUGGUGGGAGACUAGCGCAGAAGGAACCGAGCUCAUGCUGAAAUACGGCAUUGAGUAUGACCAUUCAAUGUCCCACGAAGACUGUCAACCGUAUUGGUUAAGAACCGGCGACACCUGGACUAAGAUUGAUUACUCACAGAAGGCCGAAACAUGGAUGAAACCUUUGGUGAAAGGCAAAGAGACAGGCCUUGUUGAAAUUCCGGGAAGUUGGUAUAUCGACGAUCUACCCCCAAUGAUGUUCAUCAAAGGAUCCGCCAAUUCGCAUGGCUGGGUGAACCCUAGAGACGUUGAGGAUAUAUGGCGCGACCAUUUUGAUUAUUUUUAUCGAGAAUAUGAUGAGUUUAUCUUCCCGAUGACAAUACACCCAGAUGUUUCCGGAAGGCCACAUGUUUUGCUCAUGCAUGAGAGGAUAAUCGAGCACAUAAACAAGCAUGAAGGCGUCGAGUGGGUAACUAUGGCCGAGAUGUGUGACCGGUUCAAAGCGCAAAAUCAACCGCCUCCUGGUGCCAUGAUGCCCGCCAGUAAAGAAGAAGUAAUGAAAAUGCUCGAGGAGACCAAGAAAUGACACUAAUUGAUAUCCGUCGGGAUGGGGUUUGGCUCUCCUAUAAAUUAAUUAAUUAAAUCAAAUUGAAGUAAAUGUCCAUCAACCUGAGACAUUCAACAUAAAACAAAGUCAUUCAUAUAAGUUCGGG